CCGCUGCGCCGAGCCCGCGCGCGCGACCACCCGCCCGCGUGCCCUGCACCGUCGCCCGCCAUGGCCGCACGGCCACGAGCCGAGCCGACGUGUGCCUCUCCGCCCCGCUCGCCGCCUCGCAUCGCCACCGGCCCGCUUCCACCUCACCGACGCACGCAUGAGGUGCGCCUCGCGCCCCUGGACCUCCCCACACUGGCCUCGUCGCCGACCGGCCUCGCCGCCGGCGAGAACGCUGCCGCUACCGCCGUCGACCGAGCUCGUCCCGCCCUCCACCAACCCCUAAAUCCGCUUGCUCUCGUCCCAACGAAGCCCCCGGGCCCGGCCAUCACCUCCAUGCCUCGCCGGAACGUCGCCGGAGCGGCACAGCACCGCCGCCGCCCGCCACCCGCCGUGGAGCCGCCGCCACAGACCGUCUCCUCGCGCUCCAUGGCUACCUACAGAUACGAUAGAUGAACCAUAUGAAGGACGUGCUACUGGAGCCGAACCCAAAGACGAUGUUGGUGGACAUAUCCCGAAGACGGAUGGAUGGAACCCAAUGUGCAUGGCCAAAGGAAGAUGCUCGCCAAGCGAGUAUCAUCUAACUAACACUGACUUAGUGUUAAUCCCAGACAAGCCCCGGUGCACAUCCUAUUAUUUGAAAUUAUGACACCUAUAUAUGUAUUUAUUAU
Panicum virgatum (switchgrass) is the source of this 668-nucleotide messenger RNA. Its product is annotated as transcriptional-regulating factor 1-like. The record is from RefSeq and is a predicted model, not a curated record. The coding region runs from base 61 to 453 and encodes 130 amino acids. NCBI's taxonomy places the organism in Eukaryota, Viridiplantae, Streptophyta, Magnoliopsida, Poales, Poaceae. The transcript has 2 exons.